AUGGCGCCCGAUCGGACUGGGAAGAGCGUGUUCCUGGGGAAUAUUCCCUACAACCUCACCGAGGAACAAGUCAAAGACAUCCUCAGCACGGCCGGUACCGUUACAAAGUUCCGGUUGAUGAUGAAUCCUGAGACCGGCAAACCCAAAGGAUAUGGAUUCGCAGAUUUUGCAGACGCCGACGCCGCUGCCUCGGCGGUGCGCAACCUCAACGAUCACGAAGUCAUGGGCCGCAAGAUCCGUGUUGAUUGGCCUCACAACAACGAGAAAGAUUCCGUACCCCCAGAUUACUCGCAGCAGUCGCAACCAAUGAUGAACCAAGAUACCACGCAGCAGCAACAAAUCACAGGCUCAGCGCCACUGCCUCCUUUACCCCCAGGCGUGGAACUCCCGCCUCAGAUCGACUGCCCCAACGCCAUCUCCCAUACUCUCGCAUCCCUCCCACCAAAUCAAUUGCUCGAUGUCUUGACACAAAUGAAAUCUCUUGCGGUUGCCGACCCAGCACGUGCCACUGAGCUGCUGCGCCAAGCGCCUCAGCUCGCCUACGCCGUCUUCCAGGCUCUACUCCUCAUGAAUCUGGUCGAAUACCAGCUGCUUGGUUCUAUCGUCGAACAGGCCGCCCAGCCCCCCCAAGUGGCUCAACAGCCAACCCCUCAACAAUUUCAACAGUAUGGUGUUCCUGGUCAGAUCUCUACACCGCCUGUCACCGGCACUCCUUUCGCCCCUCCCCCGAUUCAACCUGCCGCCCCGAUGCACGGCCAGGAGGAACUCCUUCAGCAAGUCCUCAGCAUGCCCCAGGCUGCUAUUGAUGCUCUGCCUCCCAUGGAAAGAAGCCAGAUCAUGCUGCUACGCCAGCAAUUGAUGCAGGGUGGCAUGCGGUAG
Messenger RNA from Penicillium roqueforti, 879 nucleotides. Its product is annotated as putative polyadenylation factor subunit CstF64. Gene Ontology annotation, molecular function: mRNA binding. The record is from RefSeq and is a predicted model, not a curated record. NCBI's taxonomy places the organism in Eukaryota, Fungi, Ascomycota, Eurotiomycetes, Eurotiales, Aspergillaceae. The transcript has 2 exons. Gene Ontology annotation, cellular component: mRNA cleavage and polyadenylation specificity factor complex. The coding region runs from base 1 to 879 and encodes 292 amino acids. Gene Ontology annotation, biological process: mRNA 3'-end processing.